AUGUCGACUCUGACUUUCUCCCUCCCUCCGUCCGACGGGUCGUUGAGUAUACCCCAAGUCUACGACUACCACUAUGUCCACAAUGCCGGUGCUCCUCUGUUCAAGUACCGCGCUAGUAAUGGGGAAGUCAAGACACUAUCUUGGGCUACAAGUGUUCGCGCCAUACAUCGCGUCGCCCGCCUGAUUCAAGCCUAUGUCGAAAAUGCUGGUCAACGAGGGUCCGGCUCGAAUCCCGUGGUUUUCGCGAUCUUAGCAUCCAUAGACUCAUUCACUUACUUUGCAUUAAUGGCUGGGAUCAUUCGUGCUGGCCAUGUGGCGUUCCCGAUUUCCACGCGAAAUUCACAGCUGGGGACAGCCCAUCUUCUCAGGGAAAGCGGCGCAAAAUACCUGUUCCUCAGCAAAGAUGACGUUCAUCAGAAACUUGGUACUGAAGCCAAGAAUAUAGUUCUGCAGGAGGGCACCCGGGAUAUUACAAUUGUCUCACCCCCCGAGUAUGCUGAACUCUUUGAGAAAGAGGACGCGCAUUUCGAGCUUCUCUCGCCGAUGUCCAAGCCGAAGGAGCAGCAGCCCGCUUUGAUACUGCACUCGUCAGGAUCAACUGCUUUUCCGAAACCGAUCACUCUUACGCACCGUAUAUUGUUACAGUGGGGAUGCUUACCUUACUUUGGAGAGACGAAAUUAUGUGGGAAGGUGUUAUCAUGCCAUUCUCUUCCCAUGUUCCAUGCGAUGGGCGCCAUUCAGCUCAUGUGGACGGCAAUGAACGGACUGAUCAUGUCUGCGUUCGCUCCGGCUGAUCCUCCUAUUGUUCCCUCGCCCGACCGUGUCUUCGAGGAUGCCAUCGGCACGGGUAGCAAUUUUGUGUUCUGCGUGCCCGCUUUCGUUGAAUAUUGGUCAAGAGACCCGUCCAGGAUCCAGAAGAUGAAAGAAUUAUCUUCCAUCAUCUUCGCUGGUGCUCCUAUGAAUCAAGCAGUUGGAGACAUGUUGGUGGGACAAGGCGUGCCCCUGGUACCGUUCUAUGGCGCGACUGAGAUUGGAUGCGUAGUAACCUUUUUGCCCAAGGGACCCGCGAAGGAAGGGUGGGAAUAUUUCACUGCAAGUCGACAGGCCAUUUCCAAACAUUGUCAACCGGUGUUCCUACCACAAGAGACAGCGGACGACAUCUUCGAACUGGCACUCGUGGAUUGCGACUCCCACACGCCUUGCGUGCUAAACCAUAAAAUAGACGGCAAAGCUGCGUAUGCGACGAAUGAUCUCCUGAUCAGGCACCCGACAAACCCCAAUCUGUGGAAAAUUUAUGGACGAGCGGACGAUCAGAUUAUGCAUUCCACGGGGGAAAAGACGAAUCCAGGUCCAUUGGAGGCUAUACUUUGCACCGACCCUUUGAUCAGCAACGCUGUCAUGUUUGGACGAGGCAAAUUCCACGCUGGGGUCAUCGUCGAGCCUGUCCCCGCUCAGCGCUUCGAUCCCAGCGACCUGGAGCGGCUCGCGGAAUACAGAAAUCAAAUAUGGCCGACCGUGGAGAAGGUUAACGCGUACGCCCCGACCCAUUCGCGAAUCUUCAAGGAGAUGAUCCUCGUGACGAACCCCAGCAAGCCAUUCGAACUGACGCCUAAAGGCACUCCGAGGCGCCACGUCGUAUUGGCUGCGUACGAACAGGAGAUCGAGAAGGCGUACGCCGAUGUUGCCGAGUCGUCUCAGAUAGAACUACCGACUCCGAAGACGUGGGAUAUCGAGGAAAGCGUGAACUUCGUGCGCGCGGCGCUCGAUAAUGUGCUGAAAGAGAAGGUUGGGGAUGAGGAUGACAUAUUCCAGCAUGGAUGCGACAGUCUGCAAGCUACGUGGAUCCGCAACACGAUCCUGCACGCACUGCGCGAGUCCAAAGUCCCUACUCGGCACAUCCCGCAUAACUUUGUCUACCAGUAUCCCACCGUGCGCAAACUCGGUGCCUUCCUCGCCUCGACGGCGCAGCCCGGCGCGUCCGCCGCCACCCCGUCCGCAGAUGGUAUGAAGCUGCUAGCGGACAAGUACAGCGCCCAAUUCCCAGCGCACUCUCCCAGCGUCCCCGUGCCCAACGCGGAAGCGGUUCUGGUUACGGGGACCACGGGCCGGCUAGGGUGUCACAUUCUCGCCACGCUGCUCGCGCAAUCCUCGGUGGCGCGCGUCUUUGCGCUUAACCGAAAGGAUGCAAGGACCCAGCGUGGACUCGAAGCCAGGCAGAAGAUUGCGCUAGAGGACCAAGGCUUGUCGCCGGAGCUAGUGCAUCAUGAAAAGCUUUCGUUGUUGGAGGGCGACGUGGUGUCAUCGCAAUUCGGGCUGGAUGGUGCUAUAUUCAAGGCCAUGCAAGAAUCGGUGACUUGCAUUAUUCACAACGCCUGGCGCGUAGAUUUCAAUGUGUCCCUCAGCUCCAUGGAGCCUAUGGUCGCGGGGACUCGCAACCUACUCGACUUCGCUCUGUCCUCGAAAUUCACUUCCCCGCCCAAGUUCCUCUUCGUGAGCUCACUAAGCGUGUACAGGA
This is a messenger RNA of Gloeophyllum trabeum ATCC 11539, 2515 nucleotides long. RefSeq names its product acetyl-CoA synthetase-like protein. The annotation marks the transcript as partial. The transcript is spliced from 18 exons. NCBI's taxonomy places the organism in Eukaryota, Fungi, Basidiomycota, Agaricomycetes, Gloeophyllales, Gloeophyllaceae. The record is from RefSeq and is a predicted model, not a curated record.